AUGCGGCACUCACCGGUUCUCUCAGCAGCACUUGCCGCCUUCAUCAGCCUCUCUCCUGCUUUGGCCCACCCCACGCAGUCUGACUGCGACACUCCUGACCCCAGCAAGGUCAUUUUGCGCGAUGUAGCAAUCAUUGGUGCCGGCUCCUCUGGCACCAACGCUGCCAUCGGACUCAAAGAUGCUGGCAAGUCCGUCAUCGUCAUUGAAUCCCAGGAGCAUGCAGGUGGCCACACCAAUACCUAUACCGACAAGGCUACUGGUCAGUCAGUAGACUACGGUGUAGUCGUCUUCCACAACACCACCACUGUAAACAACUACUUUGGCCGCUUCAAGAUCCCAUUGGCCCCGAUAUCACUCACUGGUCCUCAAUCGGUGGACUUCGACUUCUCGACUGGUAAUGCCGUCCAGGCCGCCCAAUAUAGCACUCAGGCCGUCCAGGCCGCCAUCCAGAAGUAUGCUGGGUUCUUGUCCAAGUACCCUAAGCUUGCUGGCGGUAUGUUCCUGCCCAACCCUGUGCCUGAGGAGCUGGUCAUGCCGUUUGGCCGAUUGGUCAAGAAGCUCGGCCUUGAGGCCAUGGUGCCCAUUGUGAGCCAGUACAACGGCGGUUUUGGUGAUGUGAUGAGCGUUCCCGUUGUCGAGAAUGCGCGUGUUAUCGGCCUGGAGCUGCUCCAGGCAAUUGCCAGCAACGGCCUGAUUACGAGCGCGCGCCACAACAACAGUGCACUCUACGCAGCUGCUGAGGCCGAGCUCCGUGCUGCAAAGAGCAUCCUCCUCUCCUCAACCGUGAUCCAGUCUACGCGUUCCAAGAGCGGUGUUGAUCUCGUUGUCAAGACCCCCAGUGGCAUCAAGCACAUCCGCGCCAAGAAGCUCCUCAUUACCAUUCCCCCUCGCCUAUCGAACCUCCAAGCAUUCAACCCCACCAAGGCCGAGACUGCCGUCUUCAGCAAGUGGCUCAACACUGGCUACUGGAACAUGCUUGUUGAAAACACUGGUUUCCCACUGGGUCUGCAAGCAAACAACCGCGGCCAAGGCACUCCAUACAACCUCCCCAAGCUUCCUGGCGCCUACCUCGUUGGCCCCACCGUCAUCCCUGGCGUCUACAGUACCUACUAUGCCACUGACCGCUCCACCAACGAGUACCCCCUGGACACCGAGACGGUCAAGUCGCGCGUCAUCGCCGAGAUCAAGAGGAUCCAAGCCGUCAACCAGAAGGGCAUGAACUUCACCAUUACCGAGCCCAAGAUUCUCAUUGCCAAGUCCCACACUCCCUUCUACUGCCAGGCCACCGCCAGCGACAUCAAAGCUGGCUUCUACAACAGCCUGUAUGCCCUCCAGGGCCAGGAAAGCACUUUCUGGACUGGCGCUGCUUGGAGGGCCCAUGACAGCAGUGCCAUUUGGGACUUCAACAAGAAUGUUGUCCUCCCCAUGAUUCUGAAGAGCCUUUAA
Exserohilum turcica Et28A is the source of this 1446-nucleotide messenger RNA. RefSeq lists its product as uncharacterized. The transcript has a single exon. The coding region runs from base 1 to 1446 and encodes 481 amino acids. NCBI's taxonomy places the organism in Eukaryota, Fungi, Ascomycota, Dothideomycetes, Pleosporales, Pleosporaceae. The record is from RefSeq and is a predicted model, not a curated record.